AUGGAGGCCGUCUUUCCUAUAUCUGAACACACAAGUAACUCAGUUCUUUUCCUGAUCAUGGAGGUCUACCACAACCUGCAAAUGCUGAGCGUCCUAUUGGAAGCAAGGAUUAUAAGUGAUGCCAUGUCCUGCUAUUCAAAACUAACCAAGUUCUCAUUUCAUAUUUUUAUCGUUCAAACUAUACUCAUGGAUCCACCCAACCCGGUUUUUGAGCCUCUUCGACAAACACGAGCUCAAAAGAGACCACGUGAGGCCGGAAGUGAGGCCGAAGCUGAAGCCGGAGGCUCGACCGCGGCCACAAAAACAAGACGGACCCGCGCGAGAGUUAACCUGGAAUUUCCCUUGUAUACCACCGAAGACAAAUCAACUAUAAGAAAAAAGACAGCUCAAGACAAAAAGAAAGAUUGUGUGGGAACAAAUACUGCAUUUAAUACGCGAGCCACCAAGAAGAAAAAUGAGAAGAAAAGUUCAAACAACACUCAACUCAAAGCUGCACCUCCGCCCAACAAGUAUUCAGGCCUUACGCUGGUAGCUAUGCGAAACAUAAUGAAGUCAUCUGGCGUGAAGGGACUUGGCUCCAUGAAGAAAGACGAGCUGCUCCAACUCUGUUUACUCUACAAUCCGGACGUUCCUUCCUCGCUACCUUCAAAAUCUAAGACACCAACAUCAAAUACUCAGACUCGGCUUGAGCUGACAAAUGAAUUUCGAGAAUCGCUAGAUGAGGAAGACAGGCGUGAAUCCAGCGACGAAGAUCUACCCAUUGUUCGUAAUCGUAGAAAAGUACUUCGUUUUUCCAGUCCAGAACAAGAGGAUCCUGCUAUAAUUUUAUAUCAAAGUCCAAACCGUCAAAUUAGUGAAGUAGAUCUUGAUGAUCUGCCAAGUGCCACAGAUUUGGCUUUGCCCGGUUCAGCACCUCUUGGAUUGUCCUUGACCGCCUCAAAAAGUGAAGGUAGACAGAAACAAACCCCCGAUCCCAGUGAGGUUUCAUCACACCGCGAUCUUCCAAGUCGCGAAAGAGGCACCGCGCUCCCUCGGCCUGCUCCAACAGACUUAUCAGGACGAAGUGGAUCGAGAUCAACACAAAACACCCGACCUGAUUGUCACGAAAGUGACGAUAGUGACUGGGACCCAAGAGAAGGAUCAGCACCUCUUGCAUCCGUCUCGACCGCCUCAAAAGGUAAAGGUAAACAGAAACAAACCCCCGAUGAUUUUCCAAGUCGCGAAAGAGGCACCGCGCUCCCUCGGCCUGCUCCAACAGACUUAUCAGGACGAAGUGGAUCGAGAUCAACACGAAACACCCGACCUGAUUGCCACGAAAGUGACGAUAGUGACUGGGACCCUAUUAGACUGUCUGAAGAUGAAGAUUCCGAACACGAUGAUGAUAAUUCACCCGCUCCAUCUCAGGAUCCGAACGAAUACAUUACUCCAACAGACAAAGACUCUAUGGAACUCGACAAUGGACCAGAAUCAAUAGUUGAAAGAAUCUUAGGUCCUCAGAGGACACAGUCGAGGAAUGUGGCAGCAACUCCAAAUGCAGAUGACUCCGCCGAUCUUCGCGAACAAGUUCAAUCUUUGACUCAAGCGGUACGAGAGCUAGCGAAAAAUAUGGCUACUCAGAAUAACAAUGUUUCUGGAAAUGUGCGCAGCGGUGGAUCAGGACAAACUGGUAAGCGCAAAUGUAGCGCAGAAUUUCUGGGUCGCAUACGAGGUCAUGUACGCAAACUGAUGGGACUACGAGAGAAUGAAGAUAUACCAGCAAGCGCAACUCGAGCGCAGAUGUCGUCUUGGAAACUUUCAACUACAAAAGGCGCAAUGUUAUCUAGUGUCAAUCCCAACCACCUACAACAAAUCUGUAAUGAGGUUGGUUCUGACCCUCGCUUUCCGUAUAAAGGAGGUCCUGGCGGGGAAUUCUCUAAUCCUCAGGAGCUACUGAUAAUGUGGACGAUAAUGAAUCGAGUUGGGGUCUUGUCAUUCCGCCCGUGCUGGGAGGAACCAAUCACUUCCCCUGCCAAUUCAUUUUUAUGGCGUCUUGCUGCCGCCAUCUUUAUUCAGCUGGUCAAGUGUGGUCAAUACGACAAUGUCACUUCGGAAGAUUCAAAUUUUGAUGUUGUCUUUGGAGCCCUCAAGAAACACGCAAGACAAUCUUUACAGCGCAUCGUUCGCGAAAGAAACGAGUGGCCAGCGGCCAAGAUCAAAGCUUCAAAGAAAACUUGUGUUCGACAACAAAGGGUAUGGGGUAUGAAGGUCCGCCGAAAAGCUAUGGCUCUCAGCUUGGGAUUGCCACUGCUAUGCAAUGUAAUUGAUCAUUGCUGCAGUGAUGACGAAAGUGAUUUCGAAGACGAACCUUCAGGAUCAAGCAAAAAAAUCUUUCGAGUGAAGAAACUUGCAUGGCGCAGCGCUGAAUUACAAACUUUGAUAUUUAGUCUUGAAGCACACCGGUCUAAGCAGAAAGAAAUCAGUCCAAAAGGUACACAAGGAGUCAGGCCUACAGAACGAAUUCGUGGCUCGGACAUGGCUCUUAGUCAAGUUAAGGCUCCACCUGGCCUUCCUAUUGACUGCUACGAUCAGGAGUGGUUAAAGGAUCUUGAGGAAAACCAUGCAGAUCAAUACGAGGUGCUGCAGGUAGACCCCACACCAAUACUUCCAGCUAUCGAGACACGUGCUUACAAUGUUCUGAAAAUUAAAAAACUAUUUCAAGCCCUAAGAGACAUGAUACCUUCCUCUAAUCAACUUUGCAAAGUAAAUAAUUUGGUGGUACAAAUGAUUAAAGCGAUGGUAUGA
Molecule: messenger RNA, 2781 nt
Organism: Melampsora larici-populina 98AG31
Lineage: Eukaryota; Fungi; Basidiomycota; Pucciniomycetes; Pucciniales; Melampsoraceae
Exons: 11
Coding region: 1-2781 (926 amino acids)
Source: RefSeq, a predicted model, not a curated record